AAUGGAUUAAAAUAAUGAAGAUGAAGAAUAAGGAAGAAGUGUUUAACAAAGAGUAAAAAGUGAUUGAUAGAUAUAGUCAUAAUCAAGAGUAGAUGCAUCAUCUCCAAAUAAGAGAAUUAGCCAAGCAGAGGUAGAAUAGCCUACAAGAACAGUGACUCAUAGAAAAUCAGUGAAUUUAGGAGCGAAAAGCACUAGAACAAAUUAGGAGGUGAAUAUUGGAUAUAGUGUAAAAUCUAUUAUAUUUUUUAGCGUAAAGUUGAAAUGUUUUUAGAAAGCUUAAAUUAUAUGAUUUUUAUGACAAUUGUAACUGUAUAUGCAUUAUUUGGAGAUGAUGUACGAGUAUUAGCUACAGAUAAGGUAUUUUUAAUAUUAAUGAGGAUGGAGAUGAAGUAUUUUGGGUAAUAACAGCAAUAUGUAUGAGUCUGUUUUUUAUUGAGAUUGUAUUGGCAUCUAUUUGUAAAGUAAAUAAAUAUGUAAUAUAAUUAGGAUGGAUAUUUUGUUGGAUUCUUUUUUUGGUUAGAUUUGCUAUCAACAGUAUCAAUGCUUUUAGAUAUUGGCUGGGUGAGUAAUGCAAUUUUUGGAACAAGUGGAGGAGCAGCAUUAAGUGCAGUAUCAUUAGCAAGGUAAUAUUAAAUUUAUAUAAUAUUUAUAGAGCUGGAAGAGCAUCUAGAGUAGGUACAAGAGCUGGAAGAAUAGUAAGAGUUGUAAGAUUAGUGAGAUUAUCAAAAUUAUAUAAACAUGCCAAAUAAUCUUUAGAAAAAGAAGCUGAGAAGUUAUUAGCAGAAGAAAUGAAGGAAGAAAAUUUAAUGGAUAAUAAUAAUAAUAAUAAUUAAGUUGAAGAACCUUAAAGAUAAGAAUAAUAAAAUGAUGCUAUUUCAUCUUAAAGAUCAGUAGAUUCAUCUGAAAGAAAUGUCAAGUAAUCAGGAAAUAAUAUUGUUUAAUAAUAAUAGGUAGCUAAAAUGAUUUAAUAAAGAACAUCUAUUGUGAUGUAUAAUGGAUUAUCUAAUAAUAAUUAAAUUAGUUAAGAAAAUGAUUAAAGAUUUUAAAGAAGACAAACUAGAAAAAUUGUUAUGUCUGGAUAAAUCUAAUCACUUACAACUAUUUAAAAAAGAAAAUCUAUUAUUUUGCAGUCUCCAAAUAAAUUAUCAAAUUAAGGUUAAUAUGAUGAAGGAGAAAUGAAAGAAACUAAUAUAGGUAAAGAAUUGACUGAAUUAACUAAUAAGAGAGUUAUUACAAUUGUUAUGCUUAUUUUAUUUAGUGUUCCUAUCUUGAAUUUGAGUACUUAUGUUGAUUAAAAUGUCAGCUUUACUACUGGAUUAUAAGCUAUCCAGUAUUGGGCUAAAGAUCCUGAAAUUUAUGAUUAUCUUAUUCAAGAUUUUAUAACAUAUCAUGAACCUUUAAGAACUGGUUUAGUAUUCUUUGAAAUUAAUACUACGAUAUACUAUCCAAAAGAGGAUCCUUAUUAAUAUGAACAUUAAAGAACAAACUCUUUGUAAUAUUAUACUACAACAGAUUCUGAAGGUAAUGAUGCUAUAUCAAUUUGUUUAACAUCAGCAGAUGAUGAAUUAAAUGCAAUUUUAUCAAUAAUAAGAACAAUUUUUGUAUCAAUAGUACUUUCAGUGGCAGCAGUAAUGUUCAGCAGAGAUGUCCAAGAUUUAAUUUUAACACCAGUAGAGAAAAUGUUAGAGACAGUUAAGAAAAUAGCAGAGAAUCCUUUAGUUGCUGCUUAAGAGGAGGAAAACAAAGCAUUUAUAUAAAUGAUGGAGAAUGGUGAAAUGAAAGAAUUAGAAGAUUAGGAAGAUGAAAAAUUAGAAACAGUUAUAUUAUAAAAAUUAAUUGUUAAGAUAGGAAGUUUAUUAGCAUUAGGAUUUGGAGAGGCUGGAUCAUAAAUAAUAGCUUAAAAUAUGGGUGCAAAUGCAUCUAUAAAUCCAAUGUUACCAGGUAAAAAAGUAAUGGCAAUAUUUGGAUUUUGUGAUAUUAGAAAUUUCACAGAUGCAACAGAAGUAUUAUAAUAAGAUGUAAUGGUAUUUGUCAAUGAAAUUGCUGAAAUAGUUCAUGGUGUUGUAGAUCAAUUUUCAGGAAGUGCAAAUAAAAAUAUAGGUGAUGCAUUUUUAUUAGUAUGGAAAUUUGCUGAAAAUGAUUAUUAUUAAGAUAAAGAUGGUAAUUUAAGUUUAAAAGCUUAUGAACAUGUAGCAUAAAUAGCUGAUAUGUCUAUUUUAUCAUUUGUAACAAUUAUUACAAAUGUUACAUUAUCACAAAAAUUAUAAAAAUAUAAAUAACAUGAAGGAUUGAAUCAUAGAAUACCAAAUUAUUCUGUUAAAAUGGGAUUUGGUUUACAUGUAGGAUGGGCUAUUGAAGGAGCAAUUGGUUCAGAAUAUAAAAUAGAUGCUUCUUAUUUAAGUCCAAAUGUUAAUAUGGCAUCAAGAUUAGAAGCAGCAACAAAAUAAUUUGGAUCAAUGAUAUUAAUUUCAGGAUAAUUAAGAAAUGUAGCUACUAAAAUAACACAAAAGAAUCUUAGACAUAUUGAUAGAGUAACUGUUAAAGGUAGUAUUGAACCUAUGGAUAUUUAUACUGUUGAUUUGAAUGUUGAUUCUUUGAUAAGAAAAAUUCAUAAAAAAAAGACUGUUGUAGACUUUACUAAAAAAGAAAAAUAAAAACAAGUUCAUCUUUCAGAAUCAGAAUAAUCUAAAUAAAAAAAGAAGUAAAAGGUUAUCAAAAGGAUGAAAAGAGAUAAAUUAAAAUAAGCUGUAUUAAAGAAUCAUGUUGCCAUAUCAGAAACUUGGAUUAAAGAUAAUAAUAUUAAAUAAUCUAGAGCUCUCUUUAAUAAAGUAUAACUUCACACUAUUAUUUAUUUAGGAAUUUUAUCAUAAAUGGGAAAAAGGGUUUUCAUGUUACAUAUCUGGAGAUUGGGAUUAAGCUAAAGCUAUCUUUGAGGAAACCUUAGUAUUUUAUUUAUAAUUUAAUAUUUCUAGAAUUUCUUACCUAAUUAUAAAGAUGGUCCAAGUAAUACUUUAUUAAGAGUUAUUAAAGAAGAGCCGUAUUUAAAAAAUAAUUGGAAAGGCUAUCGUGAACUUACAGAAAAAUGA
This is a messenger RNA of Paramecium sonneborni, 3086 nucleotides long. The record is from the annotation of a GenBank genome assembly. NCBI's taxonomy places the organism in Eukaryota, Ciliophora, Oligohymenophorea, Peniculida, Parameciidae.